GUAGAAAACUACUCGAAGGAAUGAAAAACUGGUUUAGAAAUAGUUUCGUAACUUAUCUCCGGGACCCAUAAGCAUGAAAACGCAAACUUGGACGAUGGUUUAAAGAAGAGAGCAGCGGGAAUAUUUUCGUUCUGGGCAGAGAUUGAAAAAAAUGGCUGAGGCUCACGUUGCUGUUGCUUUUAGUUUCGCCAUAACUCAUGAAGGAGUAAACAUCAAUUAUGAUCGUGAAGUUCUCAGUCUGGUUUGGAACAGUGGCUUGCGAUCAUGGAAGAAAAGAUUUGCUCGUUUUAUGAAUAAUAUACACUGUGGAAUCUAUCCUGCUUCCUUGUCCAGCUUGUUUGUUCUCAUUGCCCUGGUGACAGCUCUUUUUCUAGCAAAUGUUGAUGUUUCAUUUGGGGGUAUAAAACAGUUAGAAAGUUUCAUUCCCGGAGAAUCCUUGGCUCCAUUUACAGUGCAGCUGGCUGCAUGCAUAGCAUACAGUUCCUGUCUUUGGGUGACAAUCAUUCUUUUCUUGCGGUAUACUUUAAAACUUCUCCUUAUGUAUAAAGGCUGGAUGUUUGAAGGACGUGGGGCCAAAAAAACUUCUCUCAAAACUUAUAUCUGGGCAGCUUUAGUUCGAACAUUGACCAUGAAGAGACGUCCAAUGCUGUAUUCAUUUCAAAGCUCGUUGCCCAGGUUGCCCUUGCCUUCCCUUGAAGAUACCAUGUCUCGAUAUUUGCUGUCAGUCCGCCCUUUACUGGAUGAUGAACAGUACGAGAAAAUGAAACAAAUGACCGAUGAAUUUCAGUCUGGAGUUGGCAGGAAGCUUCAACGAUACCUAUGGCUCAAAUCUUGGUGGUCGUCUAAUUAUGUUACUGACUGGUGGGAAGAUUAUGUAUAUUUAAGUGGAAGAUCUGCAUUGCUGGUUUACAGUAACUGUUAUGGUCUUGAUUAUAUGCCUCUUCCAACAACAUCUCAGACUGCAAGAGCUGCAAAUUUCAUUUAUGCUGCCCUGACAUUCCGUAAACUCCUUAAUAAUCAAACAUUGAAACCUGUGACAAUACAAAAUUUCAUUCCACUUUGUGCUUGGCAGUAUGAAAGGAUGUUCAACACUACUCGUGUACCAGAUGUAGAAAAAGAUCGUGUUGUCCAUCUUUCUGAUUCGCAGCAUAUUGUAGUAUACAACAGAGGACGAUAUUACAAGUUAAUGGUUUAUAAUAAAGGUCGUCUCUUGAAGCCUGCUGAACUUCAACUUCAGUUAACUCAAAUUCUGGAAGAUCAAAGUACUCCUGCCUUGGGAGAAUUUCAUUUGGCAUCUUUAACUGCAAACAACAGGACUGUGUGGGCAAAUGCAAGAACAACUUAUUUUUCUAAAGGACUUAACAAAGCGUCUUUGAAAACAAUCGAAGAUGCUGCAUUUUUCUUGGUAUUGUAUGAUGAAGAAUUGGAUUUUAGUCCGAAUGAUCCUGAGAAGCUGAAUCGGUUUUCCCAGGCUGUCCUCCAUGGGAAAGGUCACACUAUGUGGCUGGAUAAAUCAUUUAACAUAGUUGUUUCAAAAAAUGGCAGAUUGGGAUGCAACUGUGAACAUUCCUGGUGUGAUUCACCUAUAAUGUCUCAUUUCUGGGAAUUUUGCAUAGGCAUGGAAGCUCUUACUCUUAAAUAUAAUGAAGAUGGUAACACUAUUGGUGAAGUAACAGAGCCUCCUCCUGUCCCAAUAAGACUGAAAUGGGAUCUACAUCCAGAGUGUCUGGAUUUAAUUAAAUCAUCAAUGCAGAAUGCUACUGCUAUCAUUUCUGAAGUGGAUCUCCAAGUUUUAUAUCAUGCAGACUAUGGUAAAAAUUUUAUAAAAUCAUGCAAAGUUAGUCCAGAUGCUUAUAUACAAAUGGUGCUUCAGCUUGCCUAUUUUAGGGAUGCUGGGCGGUUCAAUCUUACGUAUGAGGCAUCUAUGAUGCGCCUGUUUAGAGAAGGGCGAACUGAAACUGUGAGACCUGUGACCCAAGAAUCCUGUGAAUUUGUGUUAGCUGUAGAUAAUUCUGAUAUUGGAGCUAAGGAGAAACUGAGACUGCUGCAGAGAGCUUGCAAUAAACAUCAAGAGUCAUAUCUGAAUGUGAUGUGCGGAAAAGGUAUUGACAGACAUAUCUUCUGCCUAUAUGUUCUCUCAAAACACCUAGGUGUGGAAUCUCCUUUCUUAAAAGAAGUUCUUGGUGAGCCAUGGAGGCUGUCUACUAGUCAAACACCUCAUAAUCAUGCUGGAAUUUUAGAUACAAGAAAGUAUCCUGAUUAUGUAUGCUUGGGUGGAGGUUUUGGACCAGUUGCUGAUGACGGGUAUGGUGUAUCAUAUGAUAUAGCUUCUGAAAAUGUGAUGUUUUUUCAUGUUUCUAGUAAAAGAACAUCUCCUGAAACUGAUACGUUACGCUUUAUAGGCUGUAUAGAAAAAGCACUUCAGGAUGUUAAACAAAUCUUCUUAGAUUCUCAGUCUGAGAAAUGAAAAGGAAUACCAUGCUGGAUCAAUCUUAUUUUUCUAGUUGUGUUGUGGAACAUUGCCACAGUAUACUUAAGACAAUUGCAUUUAAGCACAGUCGCAUCAUGUGUUCUACAUCUGCAUUUUCUGGCUAGUGUUUUUAUACCACCAUUUGUAUUCUCAUAAGCAUUUCUAUUUUUUAAUGAAUUUGUUUAAACCAUUGCUUCUGUGCUUAGAGUAUUUCUUACCAUUUCAACUUAAUUCAUAUCGUGCACAGUUAGAAAUUUGCGGUAUGAAAAAAGUAGGUUUAACAUUGACAUAUAGAAUAUCUUCUCGUAUUUUAUACAAAUUUCAGCACGUGCCUCAUUAAUUGUACCACAUGGACAUUGUUUCUACAAAAAUUAUACAAGAAGUACGCAGUUCUGCAUAUGCAUACCAUUGGCUAUGGAAGGAAGGCAUUGAACUGUUCUUCAAUAUAUAUUCAUUCCAAAUUAUCAAAUCUUACAAAAGUCUGUAUAUUUAUAGGAAUGGUAGGAUUAAGAUAUAUCUUCAUUUUGAAAUUUUUUAUUAAAUGUUUCCAGUUUUCUCUGAAUGUUACAAAACUGCCAUUUUAAGAAAUUUGGUGAUUAUUCCAAAGGUAUUAUGCCUGUAUCAUUAACAGCAUCUUACUGCUGCAUUAGUCUGUGUACAGUCCUUUAGAUGUAAAACAAUGCCAUAAAUAUGUACAUUUUUAAGCUCUGAAGCGAUAUAUUUGUAGAUAGCCAUGAAGUUCUCAUUCCUAAAUUAUAACGAACAUCUUAGAAAUGGAACUCACAUGUACAACAGUUUAAUCACUGUUAUUACUUUAAUUAAAAAAGUAUGUUUCUCAUAUAUGGUAUCUAGAGAGCAGAUAUAUUAAGAUUUUGAUCUAAAAUUUUUAUGUAUAUCUUAUUUAAAGAACUACUUUGUGUAUUGAAUUUUUUAUUAUACAUAAGAAAAAGUUUUAAUGAACAUUGAUUGAAAUUUUUUAUAGCUUUAUUUUUAAUCCAGUAAUGCUGGCAUUCCAUUUAUUGUUUUUGUAAAUAAUUUUGUUUGCAAUGCAUGUGUGUAUCAUGCUUGCUAAUUCCUAAGAUGCUGAUUGUCAAAUAAUGUUAUGUCCUCUUUUUCACUUAAUUUUUAAGUAUGUAAAAUUUUUUCUUUCAUAAUUGUAAUUAAAAAGAAUAAAUUAUUUUCCAUCUUUUAACAAA
Molecule: messenger RNA, 3666 nt
Organism: Stegodyphus dumicola
Lineage: Eukaryota; Metazoa; Arthropoda; Arachnida; Araneae; Eresidae
Product: carnitine O-palmitoyltransferase 1, liver isoform-like
Biological process (GO): fatty acid metabolic process; carnitine metabolic process
Cellular component (GO): mitochondrion
Molecular function (GO): carnitine O-palmitoyltransferase activity
Source: RefSeq, a predicted model, not a curated record